AAAGGCAUCAGACUAAGUAUAUCCAGCAUUAUAAGUGAAUUUCAGGUACUUUAAAGAUGGUCUCUGAUUCUUUGCUUUUUCAGAUAAUCAGAAGCUUGGCAAAGUUUACCCUGCAAGCGGGAAUGGUGUAUCAAAUAUCACCCGGUAAGCAGAAAGUGCAGCCCAUCCCAGAAGCAAAGAACGAGGAGAUCAAUGGCGGCAGUGAUGGCUCUAUAAGCCCAACCGAUUCUAUCAUCUCAGAUAUUGAAUCCAAUACUUCAUGGAUGGAGGACCACCCUUCUGCGUUGGGCUCUUUUGAGCGGAUGAUGAAGGCAGCCAAAGGGAAGAAGAUUGCUGUGUUCUUAGAUUACGAUGGAACUCUGUCUCCAAUUGUUGAUGACCCUGAGAAAGCCUACAUGUCGGAAGAGACGCGUGCGGCCGUGCGUGAAGUUGCAAAAUAUUUUCCAACAGCUAUAGUGACUGGUAGGAGCCGAGAGAAGGUGAAGCGAUUUGUGCAGUUGAGUAAUGUGUAUUAUGCUGGAAGCCAUGGAAUGGACAUUAAGGCACCACCGAGGCCGGUGAAGUCGUCUGAUGGCAAGUAUCAUACCGGUAGCCCCGGUACGAAGGGGAAUGAAGUUGUGUUUCAGCCUGCUAAGAAGUUUUUGCCUGCGAUUCAAGAGAUAAUCAGGGAGUUGGAAGGAGAAACAAAGAAAAUAGCAGGAGCCAGAGUUGAAGACAAUAUAUUCUGCGUUUCUGUACACUUUCGACAGGUCCGACAGGAGGAUUUCAGUAUGUUGCAGGAGAAAGUGAAAUCUGUACUGAAAAAGCAUCCAGAAUUUCACUUGAAUGAGGGCAAGAAGGUCAUGGAAAUUCGACCAUCGAUUGAGUGGAACAAAGGUCACGCCCUUGAAUAUUUAUUGGAAACUCUGGGCUUGAGCAAUUCCAGCGAUGUUCUUCCUCUCUACAUAGGCGAUGAUCUAUCUGAUGAAGACGCUUUCAAGGUUAUAAAGGGCAGAGGACAAGGGUUUCCCAUUAUUGUAUCUUCAGUUCCAAAGGAUACUAAAGCUUCAUAUUCACUAAAUGAUCCUUCAGAAGUACGCACUUUCUUAUUGCGCCUAGCAAGAUCGAGCAAAUCUUCUUCUUCUAACUAAACAUUAUUCUCAAAUAUGGGGUAUAGGUUAUUGAGCUCAGACUGAAUUUUAUCAUGGUCUGAAUAUGCUUCGGUAUUUUGUGUAUUGAAUAGACUGUACAUUGUGCAAGUCCUCAAUCAGAAUUAGACUUUUUUUUUUUUUUUUUUAUGAUGAAAAGUUGGUGACAGAAACAGACUGUAGUUUGUACAAGUCCUCAAUUAGAAUUACAGACUUUUUUUUUU
This is a messenger RNA of Mangifera indica (mango), 1351 nucleotides long. RefSeq names its product probable trehalose-phosphate phosphatase 4. Bases 57 to 1130 code for a protein of 357 amino acids. The transcript is spliced from 8 exons. Lineage: Eukaryota; Viridiplantae; Streptophyta; Magnoliopsida; Sapindales; Anacardiaceae. The record is from RefSeq and is a predicted model, not a curated record. Gene Ontology annotation, molecular function: trehalose-phosphatase activity. Gene Ontology annotation, biological process: trehalose biosynthetic process.